CUUGACCCUAACAGUGGAGCAUUGCUGAUGAAACAGGGAGAAGCCCGGCUAAAUAGCUUUGCCCCAGCACUGACAUAUAUCUUGCGAUGCAAUAGUGAUGUGACCAGUCUGCUCUCAGGGACUGCCAUCAAAGCUAUCACAGCCUAUGUCACAGACUACAUCACCAAAACACCACUGAAGACCCACACAAUGUUCUCUGCAGUAAAGACUGUGUUUACACGCAACACGGAACUCCUC
Messenger RNA from Rhodofomes roseus, 237 nucleotides. RefSeq lists its product as uncharacterized. The record is from RefSeq and is a predicted model, not a curated record. The annotation marks the transcript as partial. NCBI's taxonomy places the organism in Eukaryota, Fungi, Basidiomycota, Agaricomycetes, Polyporales, Fomitopsidaceae. The transcript has a single exon.